ACGCAGGGAUGAUAUCGUUGCUGGACGAGGAGUGCUUGCGACCUGGGGAUCGAACGGACACGACCUUCCUCAACAAAAUCAACACCGUGUUGGGAUCUCACGCCCAUUUCAAGCGGGCCAAGACCAACGUCGGCAAAAGGAGCAGCAUCAACUCUCUGGACGAGUUCUGCCUGGUGCAUUACGCGGGUGACGUCACUUAUAAAGUCCGCUGCUUCCUCAACAAGAACAACGACCUGCUCUUCCGGGACCUGAAGGAGGCGAUGAGCGAAUCCUCGAACGAGGUCGUCCAGGCCUGCUUCCCCAAGGAGGAGAUCCUUGCCAAGAAGAGACCUCCCACGGUGGCCACCCAGUUCAAGGACAGUCUCCAGAGCCUCACCAAGACCCUCAUCCGCGAGGAGCCUUCCUACAUCAGGUGCAUCAAGCCCAACGACCUCAAGCAGCCCGGUAGAAUGGCUGCAAAGCCGGCGAUCCCUUGCCCCUGGUAUUACCGCCGAGAUUACGUUGCAGGGCAAUUCAACGAGAACGUGGUGAGGCACCAAGUGAAGUACUUGGGACUGGUGGAGAACCUGCGAGUGAGGCGGGCCGGCUUCGCUUACCGCCGGCUCUACGAGGCCUUCCUCCAUCGAUACAAGAGCCUGUGCCCGGACACCUGGCCGACCUACCGUGGCAACCCUUGCUCCGGAGUGGAACGACUGGUCAAGUUCCUCGGAUAUAAGAACGAUGAAUACCGAUUGGGGGAGACGAAGAUCUUCAUCCGGCUUCCGCAGACCCUAUUCGCCACCGAGGACGCCUACCAGCGCCGGAAGCACGAGCUGGCCACCCUCAUCCAGAAGGUGUUCAAGGGCUACCGCCAGAAGAAGGAGUUCAAGCGGCAGAAGCAGGCUGCCGUCGUCGUCCAAGCCUACAUGAGGCGACACCUGGCGAAGAAGCGAGUCGCCAGGAGGAAGCAUGCCGCCCUCGUCAUUCGCCAGUUCAUCCAGGACUUCAUCCGGCGCAACGACGCGAGCGAAAGUAAGUUUGCGGGCAUGGCGAGGGCCGCCUACCUCCGCCGAUUGGCUGCCAAUCUGCCCCGCAAACUCUUGGACAAGAAAUGGCCCAAGCCACCCAAAAUCUGCGUCUCCGCGUCGGAGGAGAUACGACGACUGUACCGACGCCAGUUGGCCCGUCAGUAUGCGAAAAAGCUGACUCCCGAGAGAAAACUCCUGUUCCAGAAGAAAGUCUUGGCAGAGAAGCUCUUCAAAGGGAAGAAGUCGAGCUACAAGGGGAGCAUCGGUAAGCCGUUCGUGGGGAACGGUUGGACUCCACCCUCGACGAGAAGCGAAAGGGGAUCUUCGAAGCCGGGAUUCGACGCGAUCCGGAGAAGACCAUACUGCACCAGGGUGACGAAGUACAACCGGCGCGGUCACAAGCCUCAGAACUGGAUCCUGAUCCUCACGUCGGGGACCCUCUACCUCUUGGACGAGAUGUGGAAGUUGAAGCACUCCAUCCCGCUGUCCGCCCUCAAGACCGUGACCGUCACGAACCUCGCCGACAACUUCGUCCUCCUCCGCAUUCCCCAGGAACUCAAGAGGGAAAAGGGUGAUGUGAUCCUCAACGUUCCCUUCCUCAUCGAGUUCAUCGUGGAACUCGUCCACGAGUCGCGGAACUCGGAGAUGCUCAACAUCGAGACUGCCAACAGCAUCCAGCACUACAUGGCGGACGGGAAGCCUGUCGGGAAGAUCGUGUUCAACAAUGGAGCCAACAACGCCAUCGAGAAGGGGAAGGAUCGCACUCUCCUCGUCGUGAGUUCUCCCUUCUCGCUCCCCCUUCUCAUUCCUUCGCUGGCGCUUCUUUCAGACGUGGAGGUUUUUCGUUCUUUGCUUCCGCAGACGGUGCUUACUGCAAAUCUGGGCACAAUCAUGAGCAGUCACAACAUUGAGAGGGGUCUCGAUGAUUUCCGGAGCACUCCAGAUCUGAGCUUUCAGCACUACAAGUACUACCUAUCCAUGGAAUUAUUCUCAGGGCUUCCCGAGACUCUUGAUCCUCCGUCUCGAAGGCAAUAUCAGGAUCAAAUAGAAGAACUGUGUUGGCUGAUAUGCAAGCAGAGUCUCCUGAAGAGGGAUGUGGUCGUCUUCCCCAAUGAAAGUGUCUACCAUCUAUUCCGCAUCUUCUCCACUCUGGCAGAGGAGCUAUCUGACAACCAAGUUGGGACCAUGGUGGCAAUUCAUGUAGAAGAAAUGAGGCUCCUCUGUGAAGCAUUUGUGAUGACAGUUGGCAAGAAUUUCAACAUGGAGGAAUUCCAGGAGGCAGCAAAAACUCUGGGGACAGAAUAUGUCAUGUUUCACCCAUUCUUGUCAUUCAUGGAGACCAAGUAUGCAUCAAGCAUUGAAGUUGGGGGUCUUCAGGAGGGUGUGAGGGAUCUGUUUGACACUUAUUCCCAGGAUGUCCUUCGAAAGGGCUACUUAUGGAAGAAGGGAGAAUUGUUCCCAUCCUUUCGCUACUAUUGGUUCGUUCUGCGGCCCUCAAGUCUCACCUACUUCACUAACAUGGAGCAGAAGGAUAAAAAGGGAGAGAUUCCAUUGGAUAGCACCUGUCGAGUGGAAUCUAUAGCUGAACCCAAGUGCCAUAAAUUUCUUCUCAAGUGCCAAGACCGUAACUAUGAGCUCAGUGCCUCUGACCACAAGACAAAGCUGCAAUGGCUGUCUUCAUUGAGGCUGGCUUUUGAGAAUGCAGAGAAUCUGCAUUCGUACCAAUACCGGGAGGCAGGAAGGAGACAAGAUCUGAAGUUGGAUCUUGAGAAGCUGUUAGAAGAGGAGACUCAAGCCAGAAGGGAUGAGGAGAUUGAGGAGCAGAAGAGACUUCUAGUGGAAGAGAGGGAGAAAAGGAUUCGUUUUGAAGAGAGACAGAGAGAUAAGGAGACUCAGCUUAAAGAUGCAGAGACAAAGCUCCGAGAGUUGGAGGACGAUCGCCGGCGUCUGGAUCGGGAGCUGAGGUCAGCCCGCAUGAAGAUUACUUCCUCUGAGCAUUCCAAGGAGAUCCUUGAGGCCAAGCUUCGUGCACGAGGAAGCCCAGUGACACGCUCUGCAUCCAUGGUCCCUGUCAGGAAUCGGGAGAAGAGAUUCUCUAACGACACCCAGCACUCCAGUGAUAGUGAUGACAUCGACGACGACGAGGGAUUGCCUCUCCGCAGGGUUGAAUAAUCUCUGGAAUGUCUCCUCUUCCUCCUAAAGUCUCAAGUGUCCUUUCCAUAGCACAUUCAAGUAGAAACAGUAAGAAGCUUGCACUUGGUAUCUUCAGGAGCCGUGAAUCUCGCAUGUAUAAGACCCCUACUUCAGGUAUAAGGAUGAUGAGAAGUCCUUGAAACCUCUUUUGCUCUCAUGAACACCCAUCAUUAUGAGCAAUUCCAUUUUGGGAAUUUUUGGUUUCAAAAUUAUCGAAGGAAAAAUUAAGUUGUUUUGGACUAUUCUUUCUGACAAUGAACA
Molecule: messenger RNA, 3461 nt
Organism: Darwinula stevensoni
Lineage: Eukaryota; Metazoa; Arthropoda; Ostracoda; Podocopida; Darwinulidae
Source: the annotation of a GenBank genome assembly